Messenger RNA from Aplysia californica (California sea hare), 3734 nucleotides. RefSeq lists its product as uncharacterized. The record is from RefSeq and is a predicted model, not a curated record. NCBI's taxonomy places the organism in Eukaryota, Metazoa, Mollusca, Gastropoda, Aplysiida, Aplysiidae. Gene Ontology annotation, biological process: regulation of transcription by RNA polymerase II. Gene Ontology annotation, cellular component: nucleus.
GAGGAGGAGGAGGAGGAAGUGAAGGAUGAUGAGGUGAAUCUCUCUAACAUUGUGCUUGUGUGGUUUUCUCCCGCGUUGUGGCGCAGUUGGUUGGAAACUUGACAUGACUCUCGGGAGUCGGGGGUUCGAACUUGGGAUAGUCCGAGUGAAUCGUUCCAUCCUGUCUGUCUGUCUGUCUGUCUGUCUGUCAGAUGUCAGCCCCGUGCGAUAGUUCACGGAGUCUCACGGUACCAUAGCACGGUACUUACUGCCGAAAACUAGACAUUGUUACUGGGGAGUUGAACAUACCAAAAAGAAGGAAGAGAGAGAGAGAGAGAGAGAGAGAGAGAGAGAGAGAGAGAGAGAGAGAGGGGGGGUAGUAGGAGGAAAAAGAGACGGAAUGAAAUGAUCGGGAUUACUAGAUCUAGUACUAGAUUCUAGAUUCUAGAACUGUUCUGAAAUUCAUUACUAGGUCUAUAUUUAUUUUUAAAAUCCUUAUUAUUACAGCUUUCAGUCCGAGAUAACAUUAUUUUUUUUCUUGGUUCUCUGAUUCAUUUUUUUAAAUUUCUAGACGGAAAUUGUCAAGUUAGCCGGAAGUCGGAAGUUCAUUUCUGCACAAUUCACCUCGCUUCACAACAUGGAAGUCGAAGAAAGCGAAAGUAAAGUUGAGCAGAAACAUAUCGUCAAUUCGAAACUGCCUGAACUAUAUAUUCGUCAAAGCAUUCCCUGUAAUAAUAAUGCCAUCGAAAAAAGAUCUUAUAUGUUUUCUAGAUCUAGGAUUUAGAAACGGCCAGCCACCAUCGUCUGCUGAUAGUGACGAAGACAAGGAAGCCAGCACAGUGAGGACAAGACUGGAGUGUCAACGACGGACAAGUUCACCGUUAGAGGGGGAUGAAUCCUGUGUAGAUAUGAAGGGGGAGGGAGAAGAAGACGGUCACUGUUCAGAGGAAGGUAUGGAAGACGAGGAAAGCAGUGGAAUGAAAGAGGAAAUGGAAACUGGUUCAGCCGCAGAACGAAAGAAUGGUGAAGGUAUCGAGCAUGAUGGAGAAGACCAAGUUCUAGAGAAAGAGCAGCCGCUUGGAUUUAUCAAGCAAGAGAUUGUAGAUUGUGAAGUGAAGGAGGAAGAAGGCACUAGUUCUUGUGGUUCAACGGGGGAACCAAAACCUGACACGUUUGUGUCGCUGGGUAGACCAACUGUGGGACGGACAGCAAAACCUGACACGUCUGUGUCGCUGGGUAGACCAUCUGUGGGACGGACAGCAAAACCUGACACGUCUGUGUCGCUGGGUAGACCAACUGUGGGACAGACAGCAAAACCUGACACGUCUGUGUCGCCAGGAAGACCAUCUGUUGGACAGACAGCAAAACCUGACACGUCUGUUUCGCCGGGCACACCAGCUGUUGACCAGAUACAAAAGCCGUUCCGCUGUUCCUACGAAGGCUGCGACAAGUCGUUCCGGCGCAGAGACAAGCUGGAGAUUCACGUGCGGUCUCACACAGGGGAGUGCCCGGAGGAAGGAUGCGGCGAGGUGUUUCACAAGAAGAAACAUUUGGUCUCGCAUCGCUUGACACACACGGGAGCGCUCUCUUUGGCCCUGCGAUGUUACAAGUGCCCCGUGGAAGGCUGCGACAGAACGUUCGUCUUCCCCAACCGUCUGACCCACCACCUCAAGGUCCACAAAGGAUACCCGUGUGACGUGGAAGGCUGUGACCAGGUACUCACCAACUGGACGGCGCUACGCAAACACAAGUCUGAGGCACAUGUCUUGGAGAACAAAUGUCAAAUCUGCGGCAAAAUCUUCAAGCAAAAGUCAAACCUGAACCAACACUUGAAGACACACAGCGAGGCCCGGGAACCGCUGACGUGUGACCGAGAGGGCUGUGGGCGGGUGUUCUUUUACAAGAAAAACCUGACUCAGCACAUUCGAGAAUAUCACGACGGAGAGGCAAUCUGGAGGGGAAGGAAGAGAUCCAGGAGGGAGAAGAAGGAGGCGACGGCCCGGAAAAAGCCGAGGAAAAGAAGCAUGGCCGCCCACUGGCUGCAGCUGGACGACCGUAAUAACGAACUCAAGGUCCACUCACGCGCCUCAGAGGAAGCCAAGAGAAACUUUGCCAAACAGAUGUCGGGAUCAGCGACAGCGCCCUCCACGAGAGGAGAGGCUGUGGGUGCAGUGUGUCAGAUGUCCGGCCCAGCUGUGGGUGCAGUGUGUGGGGCUAAACAAGAGCUGUUGGAAGGAGAUGAGAACAGAGAAGUGAACCCCAGACCUCAAGACUUGUCACCGCGAGUGGGCGGGCCACCCCACCAGCCCCCCAACCACCAACAUCUCUCCCAGAACAUCUUCCCGUCCCGCUGUGUGACAUCAAACUCUGUGACGUCUCGCUGUUUAACGGAGGCAUCGCCGCGGCAACAGCACCCCACAACUCUCCAGAUUUCUCCCCCUGUCUCACAACACUGGCAGACCCCCCCGGCUUCUCAUCGCGCCGUCAAGCAGGAGUGUGUCUCUGGCGACCGCGGCAGGCGAGACCUCAAGGUCGUUGGCUCGACCACGGACCAACGGGGAGGGGGGGACGCUCUAGACCUUAGUCACCGAGCGGGGAGGGAACUCUGGCACGUUCACAGACUGGUCACUUCAGACCAGCAUAGAGUGGUCACUUCAGACCAGCACAGACUGGUCACUUCGUCAACGGCUGACCAACAACACGACAGUGGAGACCUCAAGGUCGCUGCAUCUACGACCGACCAAUGGGGAGGGGGUGAAGCUCUAGACCUCAGCCAAUCAGCGAAGGACGGCACGGGACACAGCACAGACAAUGUGGCAGUCAGCGACCCCAGAAUGUCCGACGAUGUGUCCGUUAGUGUGUCCCCCAGUGCGACAGUCAGCGACCCCAUCAGUGUGUCCUCCAGUGUGUCCCCCAGCGUGUCUCCCAGUGUGUCUACCAGUGUGUCCUCCUGUGUGUCCGUCAGUGUGUCCCCCAGUGCGACAGCCAGCGACCCCAUCAGUGUGUCCUCCAGUGUGUCCCCCAGCGUGUCCUCCAGUGUGUCCUCCAGAUGUUCCCUCUCCUCGUCCUCGCGGACAAAGAAACGUCCUAGACAGAAGCCACUUCCUGUGCCCAGUGUGUUGCGAUGAGAGCGUCACCGGGAGCUCACCACGCCGAGACUUUGUCACAGGCCGGGCAGACUUCUUGUCAUGACCACCACAGUCACCUGUCACCUGUCACCACGACACUGCCACGUCGUCACCUGUCACCACGACACUGCCACGUCGUCACCUGUCACCGCGACACUGCCACGUCGUCACCUGUCACCACGACACUGCCACGUCGUCACCUGUCACCGCGACACUGCCACGUCGUCACCUGUCACCGCGACACUGCCACGUCGUCACCGCGACACUGCCACAUGUCACCACGACACUGCCACAUGUCACCACGACACUUCCACGUCGUCACCUGUCACCACGACACUCCCACAUGUCACCACGACACUGCCACGUUGUCACCUGUCACCACGACACUGCCACAUCAUCACCUGUCACCACGACACUGCCACGUCGUCACCUGUCACCACAACACUGCCACAUUGUCACCUGUCACCACGACACUGCCACCUGUCACCAUGACACUGCCACAUUGUCACCUGUCACCACGACACUGCCACAUGUCACCAUGACACUGCCACAUUGUCCUGACCUUGUUUUGCCAGUCUCCACACUAUGCAAGCCAUUAAAGUUUUGGGUUUUUUUUGUUCUUGAAAA